Messenger RNA from Aspergillus melleus, 381 nucleotides. RefSeq names its product mitochondrial 54S ribosomal protein bL34m. NCBI's taxonomy places the organism in Eukaryota, Fungi, Ascomycota, Eurotiomycetes, Eurotiales, Aspergillaceae. Gene Ontology annotation, cellular component: ribosome; mitochondrial large ribosomal subunit. The coding region runs from base 1 to 381 and encodes 126 amino acids. The transcript is spliced from 2 exons. Gene Ontology annotation, molecular function: structural constituent of ribosome. Gene Ontology annotation, biological process: translation. The record is from RefSeq and is a predicted model, not a curated record.
AUGCUCUGUAUCCGCUGCAGGGCCUUGCCCUCCGCUCUGAGGACCUUCUCCACGUCCACCCUCUCCCGUUCCUCCUCGCAAAUCUCCUCGCCUCUCCGCUCCCUCUCAACCCCCCUCUCAGCCUUCCGCACCCAAACACCGAGCCUUGCCUCCAUCCGUCCCGCGCUCCCCUCCCUCAACGCCACGACUCCGCUAACCUCCGCUCUCCAAUCUCGCUCGUUCUCCGCGAGUGCCUCCCUCGGCGUCAAGCGCGACACCUACAACCCGUCACGACGGGUGCAGAAGCGCCGUCACGGCUUCCUGGCGCGGCUGCGGUCGCGCGGAGGUCGGAAGAUCAUUAUGCGUCGGAGGGCUAAGGGGAGGAAGAAUAUGAGUUGGUAG